Messenger RNA from Clunio marinus, 3270 nucleotides. The record is from the annotation of a GenBank genome assembly. Lineage: Eukaryota; Metazoa; Arthropoda; Insecta; Diptera; Chironomidae.
AUGAGCUGUUCAGUGCAUUCAGAAAAAAAUAUUCAACAGCAGUCAAAUGAAACAGAAGUUCCUGCUGUUUUACCUGAAAAGGAAAAUGAAAAAGAGGGCAAAACUUCAACUUCCGAUGAAAUAUUUUUAAAAGGAGCUGCUUUACUUAAGUCUUUACUCUCAACGCCCACAGUGACUCUUCCGGUUAAUGAAAAAAUGAUUACAACGACAGAAGUCAAUGAUGAAACUUUGAGUUUGAAGAAAAUUCUUUAUCAACUAGAUAAAGAUGCGAAAGAUAAUCAUCAGACAGAAAUUGGCAUUGCCAAUGAACAGAUGACAGCUUCUCAAAAUGAAACGCAAAACGAUGACGAUGAUAGUCGUCUAAUUAUCGAUAUCUCAGAUGAAGAAAAAGGAAGCGGAACUGAAACGAAAACUAAAGGAAAAUCAAUGCCUUCACUUAAAACUUCUAAUACGACUGAGAAAAAAUAUAAAAAAAAGUUUCUUAGGCCAGUUCCGCUUGAACCGUUUGUACCAAUCAAACCUUUACCAAAGCAUUUAACUAAAACUCAUCAGAAUCCGAAUGUUUUACCAACUUCAAUCACUUAUAAUUUGGAACCAGACGCUCGAUCUAACACUGAAAGUAGAGUGAAAAUCGACAUUCUUGCACCAUCAAAUAAUCAAACGGAAGUGCCAUCAUCAACUGAGCGAUAUUCUAAAUCUACCAACUAUCAAUCACCAUCAAAGUGUUCAAAAAUGUCAAGCAUGGAUGAGCUGCAACUGAUUAGUCGAGAAAUUGAUAAGCAAAUGAAUAAGAAAACUAUUGAAGUUUUGGAAAUAAUCAAAGAUUGUCUUAGUGGUUUACUGGAGAAAAAUACUUUUUUAACUAAUUUGAGAGACGCUAGCGAUACAUCACUAUCGGACCUUGUUUCAAUUGCCAGGAAACUAAUUAAACGUCACAAAUUUGAGGCGAAUCCAAAUAAUAAAGAAUUUAUGAGAAUUAAAUUCCUUCAUUUCCCAACAACCUCAAGUGAUUUUGUAAGCUAUUUCGAUAACCUUUUGCCAUCUUUAACCAAAGAGAAAUUUAUUAACAUGAUUAAGUUUUAUGAGAUCAUCAUUAAGGAGAUGUUGAAUUUGAAUAAAACUAAAAUUUUGCAAUAUCUCAUCGACUUCAUGGUCAUACGAAAAAAUUCUCAACUUGAUUUGCUAAACUACAAUUUUCAAAUAUCAUCCGCACCUAAUCUAAAACAGCCAAAUUCAUCACUAUCGAAAUUUCAAUUACCCGAUUCAACACAACAUCCAAGUGAAAGACGACCGAUAAGAUUAGCUGACACGAGUUAUAAUUUCAUCAUUCGUUCAGAUCCGAUUUAUCUUUUGGCUGGAUCAACAUUUGCGACAAAUCAUCGUGACGUCAUUUCAUGUCAAAUGAGUUCGCACAUACAAAUGAGAAGUUAUGAACGAAGACCUUUUGAUAAUAAUGUGUUGAAAGGAAGAAGAAUCGGUCGUCGUUUGAUGAGAUCACCAAGUGAUGAUAAAAUAUCUAAAGAAUUCAUGCGAGUGAGUUUUCCGAUGACACCACAAAGUGAACCAGGAACACCAUUGCAACAAAUACAAAAAAUGCGACCACCAACACCGAUUAUUGUGGAAUCUGAAACUCCACCGCCAUCACUGCCUUCUGAACCACCUUCACCCCCGCAACACAGAAUUUUAAAGCCCCAAAUUCUUUCAAAUACUCUGAUCACACCAGCAAACAUUGAAGUCGAAAAUACUUCGACUAAUGGAGUGAAAGAUGUACCAACAACAGUGCCUGAAGAAGUUCAAGAUAUUUCAAAAAUAAUUCCCCAGACAUCCAAUUCCCCUGCAAAAACUUUGGAGUUGAGAUUAGAACCUGAUCUAACCAAUUCACUUCAAAAUGGUCAAAUAACAAUUCAGGAAAUUCAAACAUUAAAUCAAAAUGGAACUGAAAUUAUUCCAACUUCUAUCUUGAAAGGUACAGUUCAAAGGAAACCAAAUGAAGAGAAAUCUGGUGAAGAUGGAGUAAAAGAGUCAACAUCAAGUGUUGAAAUAAAGAAGUUUAUGCCCCGUGGAGUUAGUCAUGAUGAACAAUCAAAUGCACCAAAACUUCAGAAACGUCGUCAAAGUUGUCAUGAAAGAAUUAUGAUGAAUGAAACUGAUGAAGCUGCAACAAUUGCUCAGAACCGACCAAGAAUGCCACAAUAUCAAGUUGCACAAAGGUCACCGAUGAGAUCACCUUUGAAACCAACUCAUCAACCAUUAAAUUAUCAAUAUUAUCAAAAUCAAUUUGAACGUCAAUUGCGUAAGCAUGGCUUUGAUCAUCGCAUUGAAAAUCAUCAAGAAUCAAGUCGACCUUUGGAACUUGUCUCUCACAUUCCACCAGAACGUUAUCAUCAACAAGAACCACAUCGCCAGCCUGAUCGACAACAUUAUGUGAAUCAUCUUCAGCCUAAGCCUAUUCGACACACAGUGGAAGAGAAACAACCACAUCAACCACAACCUCAACGAAUGCAACCACAAAGAAUCAAUCCUGAUCAACAUCAUGCAAUGAUGGCGGCUGCUUAUCAUCAACUUCAAACACUUCAUCGUGAUCCAACAACAUUGACGUCACAACAAUAUGCUGAACACUUGAAACAAUUGGAUAAUUUGAAACAUAUUCAGCCAUCAGCUUUUCAAACUUAUCAAAGAAGUUUGGAGCAAAGACCUCAGCCAGAUUAUUUCAAUACUCAAGAUAAUCAUCAGCCACCACCACAUACGUCACCAAUUCAAUAUCAAAUUUCUUCGUCAUCUUCACGUGAAGAUUCACCGGUUAGUUAUGAUGCGAUUCAUAAAGAACAGUCAUUACAACGCAAACUUAAAUAUAAAGGAAAGUCAGCGAAAUAUGUGGAACCGAGUUUGAUGGCAAAACCAUUUUAUAAUCCAGCUCAUUCAACAUAUUAUUCAGAGCCUUAUGCUUUAACAAAAGGAAAAGUGGGAACACCAACAUCACCUCCAGCAAAUUCGAUAGCAUUUCAUCAGAAUGAACAGCAAAGAUCACGCAGUCCAGUUGAAAGAAAUUUCUUAGACGCUGCAGCAGCUAAUUCACAACAUUUUCAUUGGAUGAUGGCACAAAAUCAAGCACAUGGUCAAAGUCAACUGCAAAGACCAAUUCCAAGGCCACCAGUACCAACUUUUAUUGAUCCUAAAGUUAAUGGCGCUUCACAACUUCAUCCUUUGAAUUUUCAAGAUCAGCCGACAGAAUUCUUAAGACAUUAUUACGCAAAUCAAAAAAACUAUUGA